GCUGUGGCCCUAGACACCAGGAGGCCUGCCUGCGCUGGUUUUCGGGCAGGCCCUGGGCAGAGUGAGGCCCGAGUCCACUGCAGCCUGGCGGGGCGGUGAGGACCCUCAGCCUGGGCAGUGUGAUGCCCAGCUGUACUGUGAUAUGUGUUGUGGUUCCUGUGUGUGACAGGUUUGGGGCAGGAAACACCUUGGCUCUGUGGUAAAGAAAGGCCUUGAACUCUCGUUGAGGAGCAUGGAGCUGAUAUGAUUGGAAAAAAUAAGAAGGUACAUGGCUGUGAUUCAGAAGACAUGAUUUCCAGGGAGACUUUGCCUUCAUCAAGUGAGGAAAAGACACCUAAAUCAGUGACUCAUGAGGUUUUGGAAAAUGCAGAUAGCUCAGGGAAAGUAAACCACUCUGUUCAGAAUUUCCAACGCAGUAAUUACGAUGAUCUUUUUAAAGAUGCUACAGAAAGUGAGAGUGAGAGCCUAUUGGCCCCCGGUGGCUCCUUUCUAAGAGAAAAGUGGAACAGAGAAGAUGAAGAGCUUGCAGGGCCAUCCCAGACCGUCCCUCCUCAGCUUCCUGACAGUAUACAAAUUGUUUCUGAAAGGGAGCUAGCUCAGUUGGCUCAGGUUCGACCAUUACUAUUCAAUUUUCAUGAGCAAUCAGUCAUCAAGGAUUGUUUUAAAAUGCUUGAGAAAAAAGUAGCAGAAUUUGAAAUCCUCCAGGAAUUUAUGGUAAAUAUUUUGGUCUUAACAAAAGUCUGUUGA
Molecule: messenger RNA, 747 nt
Organism: Mirounga angustirostris (Northern elephant seal)
Lineage: Eukaryota; Metazoa; Chordata; Mammalia; Carnivora; Phocidae
Product: tyrosine-protein phosphatase non-receptor type 20-like
Exons: 7
Coding region: 244-747 (167 amino acids)
Source: RefSeq, a predicted model, not a curated record